Messenger RNA from Symbiodinium sp. CCMP2456, 398 nucleotides. The record is from the annotation of a GenBank genome assembly. Lineage: Eukaryota; Dinophyceae; Suessiales; Symbiodiniaceae.
AUGAAGAUCCCGAAGCCCGCUACCUGUCGAAGUCAUCCCGUGGUGUUUCCUCGGGGUUGGUGUCGGUUGGAGGGCCUGGCCUUGAGAAGACCUGACUCUCUGGAAAUUGGAUGUCAAAGGUGCUGUGGCCCUCCUUGCCGCUAUGUGAAGCGCAAAGGCGGAUGUCGUGAUGGGCAGUCGUGCAACAAUUGCCACCAGUGCUUCUGGGUCGGGAAACAGGUUCCACCUGCAAGCGACACGGGUCGACAGCAGGAGGUUCAAGUGAACCCGAAGACUCGUCGCCCUGAUCGUCAAGUUCCGAUGUCAUCUGUGGGAACCGUUGGUCACCCUCUUACCUGCGCAGCGCCCUGCAUGGAAGCCUGGCAGCCAGGUGGCUGCAGCAGGGGUAGUGCUUGCCA